This is a messenger RNA of Lycium barbarum (goji berry), 3084 nucleotides long. RefSeq names its product type IV inositol polyphosphate 5-phosphatase 7-like. Bases 463 to 2187 code for a protein of 574 amino acids. The transcript has 13 exons. The record is from RefSeq and is a predicted model, not a curated record. Gene Ontology annotation, molecular function: inositol-polyphosphate 5-phosphatase activity; phosphatidylinositol-4,5-bisphosphate 5-phosphatase activity; phosphatidylinositol-3,4,5-trisphosphate 5-phosphatase activity. Gene Ontology annotation, biological process: phosphatidylinositol dephosphorylation. Lineage: Eukaryota; Viridiplantae; Streptophyta; Magnoliopsida; Solanales; Solanaceae.
UACUUUAUUGUUGCUAAAAACGAGGCUUUGUUACUUUCUCUUUUUAAUUUCUUCGCUAUCUUUUGGUGUGUUCUGCUAAACUUAAAGUGGUUGUUGUCUCUCCUUGAUCUUUGUGUUGUCUUACUCUUCUUGGUCUUUGUGUUGUCCUUUUCUUCUCCUAUACACUGUGUACGUGUGUAAAUACCAUAAGGCAUAUAUAUCUGAUUAGUGAAUUUACCAAAGAAGAAACAAUCUUGUCGUGUAAUAGAGAUACCCAAACAGCUGGAAAACUGGAAUCUUGUUUGGUCACUCUAAAGUUGCUGCUAUCUUUUUCAUGUUAUUUGGUUCAUUUACAAUACAACAGUUCAUCAGAAAAUUGAAGUAGCAAGAAGAAGCUGAAGACUUUCUAGAUUUUAAUUUUAUUGGGGUGACUUUGAAUAUAAUUCAGAAUUUGUUAGAGGUGCAUGAAGGAUCAGUGAUGCAAUGAGGGAUGAGUAUUCCAAGAAAAGCAAGUUGUCCUGGUCAAGAAAGUUGGUUAGGAAAUGGUUUAAGGGCAAAACUGAGGAAUUCCAAUCUGAUGAAUUUGUCUAUGGAGGAGAUUAUGAGUGGAGUACAAGCAUAUCUGAGCGGGAGCAUUGCACUAUCAAGAAGAGCAAAACAGAAAAAUCAAUCAGGGGUAUGGAGCAUCUCCCACGGGAGAGUGUUGAUCUUGAUCGCCCUAAGAUUAUAAAUGUACAAAAUUAUAGACUCUUUGUAUCUACAUGGAAUGUGGGUGGAGAAUCACCACCGAACAAUUUAAAUCUAGAUGACUGGCUUCAUUCUUCGCCCCCUGCAGACAUUUAUGUGCUCGGAUUUCAGGAAAUAGUUCCGUUAAAUGCAGGUAAUAUUCUGGGAGCCGAAGACAAUGGCCCUGGCAAAAAGUGGAUUGCUUUGAUUGGGGAGACAUUAAAUAACGGUCCUGGCACUAGUGGAGGUAAUGGUUGCUACACUUGUUCUCCGGUUGUUCCAGAUCCAAUUGCCGAGUGGAAUGCUGACUUUGAGGGUUCAAGUAGAUACAAGUCAUCAUCCAUCUCUCAUCGUCGGUCAUUCCAGACACCUCAGUGCGGGACCAUGGAAAAUGAUCCAUCCAUCUCGCAACCUCGCGUGGAUGGACGAUAUAGUGUUUGUGAUCGAGUAAUUUUUGGACAUAGGUCUAGUGAUUUUGAUCCUAAUAGGGAGCUGAGGCCAAGUGAUUAUUCAUCGGGUCAUAGGCUUAGUGACUAUUCCUGCGGACAAAGGCCAAGUGAUUUCUCCAGAUGGGGCUUGUCAGAUGAUGAUUAUGGACCUGGGGAUUCACCUACCGUAUCGUUUUCACCUGUCACAAAUGGAGAAGAUGGUUACAGAAUGCCCAGAAAUUCAACCUACUCUUUAGCAGCUAGUAAACAAAUGGUUGGCAUUUUUCUCACCGUAUGGGUGCGGAGUGAUUUGAGGGAACAUGUUCGAAAUAUGAAAAUAUCAUGUGUUGGCAGAGGGUUGAUGGGGUACCUUAGGAAUAAGGGAUCUAUCUCAAUCAGUAUGCAGUUGCAUCAAACAAGUUUUUGCUUUGUCUGCACUCACUUAACCUCUGGUCAGAAAGAGGGUGAUGAGUUGCGCAGAAACUCUGAUGUCAUGGACAUCCUAAAGAAAACAAGAUUUCCACAAGUUAGUGGUGUCAGUGAAGAGAAGUCACCAGAAACUAUUCUUGAGCACGACCGAGUUAUUUGGCUUGGGGAUCUGAACUAUCGGAUUGCACUCUCUUAUCGUUCUGCAAAAGCACUUGUUGAGAUGCAAAACUGGAGAGCAUUGUUGGGAAAUGACCAGCUGAGGAUAGAACAGAGACGUGGUCGAGUUUUUGUGGGAUGGAAAGAAGGAAAGAUAUAUUUCCCACCAACAUAUAAAUAUUCUAGGAAUUCAGAUAGGUAUUCUGUUGAUGACAUGCAACCAAAGGACAAGCGCCGAACGCCUGCAUGGUGUGAUCGAAUUUUGUGGCAUGGAGGGGGUCUCCAGCAGUUGUCUUAUGUCCGUGGGGAAUCUAGAUUUUCAGAUCAUAGACCUGUUUUCAGUGUGUUUUUGGCCGAAGUUGAGUCAGUACGCAGUAGAUCAAGGAAAAUGAGUUGUUCAAGCUCAAGAAUUGCGGUGGAGGAGCUCUUGCCCUACUCACAUGGUUAUACCGAACUCUGCUUCUUUUGAAGUACAAGUGAGGACAUAAAGCCUCAGUGUUCGGUGUUGCUCCCUAUUUUUGUCUAGGCAUGAAAUUGGUUGGUACACGAGAUUUUUAGUAAGGUUGCUCUUCAAUAGAAGAUUCAUCUGUUGUACUGGGCAUAGGAUUUGAACCUGUUCGUGAUUCUAUUAUUUCUCAAGUCUCCUUAGCUUUGUGCCUUGAUCUCCAGAGUACUUGUAACCUUUAAAUGUUCAUCUAAGCAUAUUAGUGAAUGGUACUUGUCUCAUCUCCCUUUCGCUCUCUAGAUUCAGGCAGGUGUUGCUUUGGAUUAACUCAACCACAAAGGGCGACAGGGGACUCUCCGUAUCCCACUAAUUGAAAAAGGUGGUAGAUACCCAAAUUUAUUAUCGCUGGCUUACCUUGAGAUAGACUGAACUGCAAACUAUUUUCCUAAACCUUGGAGCUUGGCGGCGUUUGCUGACUCAGUUAUGGAAGGAUCCUUUGAUCAAGUUUUUGAAGAUCAUCAAGAAGGUGAAGUUUACUAAAGACAAAUGUCUUUGGGACCCUUUUCUUUGAUUACUGAAGAUUUGGGUAAAGAUUUCCCCUUAAGGAUUGUCUGGAUUGGGAGUACUACUGCUAAUUUUUAAUCCGGAAGCUGAAGCUAAUUCCACGCGACAAUACUAAUUAGGUGCUUCUUUUUUGGCAAAUUUUAACAAGAUGAACUCGAGCUACGGUUAAAAGGACUGCCAAGUGGGAAAAUGAUAAUUCUAUUUCAAGAUUUUUAUUUUUUAGGCAGAGAGAUGACAUGAAGAGAAUGAGACAUGGUGGGAAGUUAUCAUGUUUGAACCUCUGGUGUGUACUCUAUUACAAACUUAAGAGGAACACAUAUAUAUUCAAAGGAAUUAUGAUCUCCUCCGUUUCCAUCC